CGCCGUCCAUGGCGUUGACUGUGGAUCAGGGCGAGGAGGUCAACGGCCUUGGUAUCCAUAGAUACGAGUAAAUUAUAACUGACAACAAACUCUUUGUCGACGACAUUACAUCGAUGAUUCGGGCCGUGAGUGUCAACCUGAAGGGCGUUUACUACUGUAUAGUAUAGGGUGAAUGAUCGUUUACUCAGAAGUUUAAUAAACAUCAAAGAUAUAUUUGUUAUUUUGGGAAUGGGAAUCACAAAUUACAUUCAUCAUGAGUAACAGUAAUUACUCAGAAGUACAUUCGUGGUUCGAAAAGUCUGGAGUCAUAUCAAGUAUACGAACACAUAUUAGACAAAACUUGGUAAUCGCUCUUAAAAACAAUGCAUCUUCUCGUGAAGUAAAGACAGACUUCAGAUCAGCAAAGCAAUAUGUCUACGACAUGUUAAUUGCUGAAUAUUUACUAAAGUAUAAUUACUUUUACACGUUAUCGGUCUUUGCAAGUGAAACACCUCUCCUAAUUAACCUACAUCAACAAGCAGAAGCAUACACUCAGAGCACUGAAGACUGCAAGAAAAAUAAGCUGCCAAACGACUAUGUUCAUCACGCACUUCAAACUCUGGGAAUAAGCCCUGAGAAACCUAAUGGACAAAAUAUUUUGUCUCAUUACGCUGAUGGUGACUCGCCUCUGAUUUUCUGCAUUCUUAAAUCUUUAAUUCUAUAUUUUUCCAAUACAUUGUUUGAUAAAAAUGAUGCGGACAAAGUACAUACUAAUAACCAACAAACACAAACUGAUCAUAUCGUUCCAACCGAGACUUUUGAAACAAUUGCCCUGUUAGAUGCAAAGAAAAAAUUGUUCCAACAGAAAGAACUUUUUGGUACUCAGUUAAAAAACAAGGAAUUCGAGUUAAGGGAACAGGCAUUAUCAAUAGAACGACAAUUAGCUUCACUGAAUGGAAAACUUCAACAUGCACAGAACCUUAUGCAACUUGUGGAUUCAAAAGAAAAUCGUCUGGUACGAGAAAAGUUGAAAAAUGAACAAAAUCUGGCAAGCAGAGAACUGGAGUUAUCAGUAAAAGAAAGGCUACUUUCUGAAGAAGCUGAUAGGUUACAAAAAGAACGAGUUAGUUACAGAACAUUUGAAGGAGACGUGAAAAAACUGCAGGAAGAAUUAAUUAAAGUUCGAAAUGAAAUUCCUGCUCAAUCUGCGAUGUUCAGUACGAUAAAAAAAGACGAGUGUGUGCAAACAGAUAUUUCCGUUAGCGCGUCAAAUGUAGAAGUGCGUCUGCUUAAUGAAGAAAAGCAAGAAUUAACUAAUCUUAUUAGAGAACAACAAUCAAGGAUAGAAGAAUUAACGUUACGCGUUGUUACAUUGUCCAGACAAUUAGAGGAGGCUCUAUUAUCAAGGGCUUCCAAUAGCAAAAACAUGAAUGCAAAUAAUGGGUACAGCGAAAGUAGUUCAACUGAAGAUAUCUUGCAAGAUGCAAAAAUGCGACUUAGGCGACUAGAAGCAGAAAGUUUAAGAGCAGAUCAAUAUUUUCAGAGCUGUAUAACUAUUUCUCCAUAAUAAAUGAAUGAAUAAUUAAA
This is a messenger RNA of Neodiprion virginianus, 1566 nucleotides long. RefSeq lists its product as uncharacterized. The record is from RefSeq and is a predicted model, not a curated record. The transcript is spliced from 4 exons. Bases 254 to 1546 code for a protein of 430 amino acids. Lineage: Eukaryota; Metazoa; Arthropoda; Insecta; Hymenoptera; Diprionidae. Gene Ontology annotation, molecular function: protein binding.